GAUAUAGCGCAGCAGUCGGUUUGUAUCCAUAGACAACUCUAUCCUAUCCAAGUCAAGGUUUGUGGGAGGUUUAAACCUACUAGUCUACUUUCUAAUGCCGUUUUGGUGAGCUUUCAACUGGAAGCAACAGCUAAUUAUAGCGAGAGUAGUUUACUGCAAGAAGCUUCAGUUUCGCGGUGUUGGUCGGGCUACUCAUAGGAAUUAACGAAGAAGACGCAAGACGCUCCUUAGAUUUCACCAACGCAUAAAGGAGAACAUCUUUAUUUUUCCUUGCCUGAAAGGAAGACUUGUAUUUGUAGACUAACGCCUACUAAUAGAAGACGGCCUCCAUCGCAGUGUUUCGGGAAGUUUGGGUUGUAAAUACGCCUGUGGGUCAUUUAUUUCGGCUAAGAUUUACCAGUGGGAUUGGAGUGUAUUUCCUCUCUUGCUUUUCAAUGCUUUGUGAGAACGGGUGGUCGUCUACAGUAAAAAGGUAAGGCUAUUGAUAACGGAGAUAAGUGAAGAGUGCGCUCCCACGCCUGCCCUGACCUCUAGAUGCCGGGCAUAAACUCCACCACCGCCCCUCACUAUGAGUCCGGCUGGGAGAUGGAGUACGACCACUAUCAACAUUACUUCUACGACGACCACGAUCCGGAUGAGGAUUUCUUUAAAUCCACUGCGCCCAGCGAGGACAUUUGGAAGAAAUUUGAGCUAGUACCGACCCCGCCCAUGUCCCCUACCCGGACUUUAGAGGGGGCAGCCGGGGUCGGGAUGGUCUACCCUUCGCUGGGGGACAAACUCGAGUGGGUGUCCCAGUUUUUGGGUCAAGAGGACGACCAGGAUGUGCCGUGUAAAUUCAGUUCCGCCGACGAGGCUUUGGGGAACCUGAGCUCCAUUAUCAUCCAGGACUGCAUGUGGAGCAGCUUCUCAGCGGGCAAACAGCUAGAGAAAGUUAUCGGGGAGCGACAUGCUUCCUGUCCCGGGUCGGGGUCGACCAAACCGGCCCUGCAGCAGGUGGGAGCUGGCAUCAACACCACCGGGAGGGCGCAGUGUGUGACGAUACCCAUGGACGCUCCGGUUCUAGGUAGCUUGGCAACGGAUUGCGUGGACCCGGGUGCUGUUCUCACCUUCCCCCUGGCCGGGGGAGCGUUCAAGAAACCUGCGGUGUCGUCCGGUUCGGAAUCCCCCACAGACUCAUCAGAUGAUGAAUCUAGUGAUGAUGAGGACGAAGAGGAGAUUGAUGUGGUGACUGUGGAACACAAGCAGUACAAGCCCCGGCGGCUGGCCAACGGCAGGCUGAACGGGCGGACGCCGGUGACCAUCACGGUCGGAGCGGACCCUGUGGACCCGUGUAUGAAACACUUCCACAUCUCUAUCCACCAACAGCAGCAUAACUACGCAGCGCCUUCCCCAGACACACACAAACAUCCCGAGCCCCCCAGGAAGAGAGUCCGACACGAGCCCCUAAACUCUUCUCAUAACUUCUCAAACUCAUCUCACCCCAAGCCACACCCAGGCCCCGCCUCAACCAAUCAGAACCCUGAGAGCAAACCACCUCACGUCGCAGUGGCAACGACCGGUUCGGAGUCACCUGACGCCAACACACUCAUCCUUGCCUCCUCCCCCUCGAACUCUCCCCCAUCCUCCUCCCACCGCCACCUCUCCUCCUUGAAGUCCUGCUCCCACCCCUGCAGCCCCCAGUCCUCCGACUGUGAGGACACGGACAAACGCAAGACUCACAACUUCCUGGAACGUAAACGGCGCAAUGACCUGCGCUCUCGUUUCCUGGCGCUGCGGGACAACAUCCCUGGCUUGGCAGAGUGCCCCAAGACACCCAAGGUGGCCAUCCUGACACGUGCCACUGAGUACCUGGCGCAGCUGCAUUCUAGCGAGCGCCAGCGGGCACAGGAGAAACGUCAGCUGAAGGCCAGGCAACAGCAGCUACUCCGCAGGUUGGCACAGCUCAAACAAUGCCCCUGAACUCACUGACUGGCAGGCUGGCAAAGCUCAAACAACAUCCCUGAACUGAUUGGCAUACUGACUGGCAGCGACCUCUAGUCGACAGAAACCAGGACUCUCAUUAACUGGCAGGCUGGCAGGGAGAGAAGCCCAAGUUGUAUGCUUUGCUGAACCCUAUAUUAUAAACCAGGACUGAGUCAAAACCAGGGACGGCUCUCAAGCCGAUAUUAUUAAACCAGGACUGAGUCAAAACCAGGGACGGAUCUCAAGCCGAUAUUUUUAAACCAGGACUGAAUCAAAACCAGGGACGGAUUUGAGAGGAUUUUCUUGCUCUCGUUGGCCCAAUCCCAAAUGGAUCCCUGGGCCCCUAUUCGUAGGAAAGCGGUUCAAGAUCUGCAAGGACAACAACGAUCAAGGGAAAGGACAUAGUGGGUUUAGUGUUGGGAUGGGGUUGUGAACUCCCAGACACACACACACACACACAGGAUGAGAUUAAGGAGCGAAGACACGAACGGUCACUUUGUGGGAUGGGGAAGUGGGUUAUAAUGUGUUGUUAGAGUUCUGUUGUUUUGCACAUUUGCUUCAGAGUGAUUGACAGAGCAAUCAUCUCGUCAGGAAGGACAGUAACCUGAUGUCACGUGAUCAUAGUUUUGUUAUUUGGGGGGUGGGGGGGUUCUGGGCUGGCAUUUUAUCUCUCUGUUAUAUCUACCAAAUGAAUAAAGUAUGUAAAUAUUUUUAAUGUUAAGUCAUGUUUCCCGAUUGGAUUGAUUGAUCGAUUGAUUUGAUUGAUCGAUUGAUUUGUUAAUGGGAAGUUAUCAUGCCACGUAGGCGGUGUGAGAUCUGAUUGAUCGAUUGGAUUGAUCGAUUGGAUUGAUUGUAUCUGAUUGUAUGCAUUGUGUAAAGAAGAUUAUGCCUCGCUACAGCAACGACUCAGAUGGAGUUGAUGUUGACAUUGAGAACAUCUUGAAAAAUAGUCCUUAAACUAAAUACAUUUUUGAUCCACUCUGAAACUCAACAAUAUCUUUAUACUUUCGGUGCCAUUUUGAAACCAGUCAGUGACUAAUGGAUUUUUUUUUUUCUUCUAAUGAUCAAAAUGUUAGCCAUUGCAAACAAUGGCCGUUCAUUUGAAACGGACAGGAAAUGGAACAUCUGCUUGUCCAUGUUAACGUUGCCCCUAUAAUAUUUGCCAACCUUAUUUCCUGUUAUUGUCUAAGACUGUAUGGUGUGUGUGUGUGUGUGUUUGCAUGUCUCCUUCUGGGUGUUACAUAGGAGUAUCCUUCUAUAGAGUCCCUAAUGAACCAAAACCAGAGCUUUCAGAUCAGCCUGUGUUGUGUGUGUGUGUGUGUUACAUAGGAGUAUCCUUCUAUAGAGUCCCUAAUGAACCAAAAACAGAGCUUUCAGAUUUAAUUCUAUUUUCUUUCCUGUUUCCUGUCACUGGCUUAACUCAAAUUUCAAAAUGCUUAUUUUUUUGUUGUUGUUAGUAAAAAGGUGAAGUAAAUAAACAUUCAAAUAAUAACACGAUUGAAACGUUACUUUGAUCACACUUGCCACUUUGUGACGCUGUUCUCAAUGCCUGUUUUUCUUUACAGUUCUAAUUGAGUUUUUUUGUUGAUUUGUACAAAAGGUCAGAGUUUUGUACUAUAUUUUCCUACAGUGUUUUUUGUUGUUGUUGUGAGCUGAUGUGGUUGGUAUGGCUGUUAUGUGCUGCCCCUCACUCUCUCCCUCCCCCCCACUCUCUCUCACCCCCCUCCCGGUCUCUCUCACCCUUCCCUGCUCAAACUAAUCACUAUCUAGCCAGCACUUUCUAAAAUCUCACAAUAGGGCACCUAAGAGGAUGUAGUUCUUAAAGGCCUUGGCCGGUCGGUGCGUAGCCUGAAGUGAACCCACAGUCUCAGCCCCCCACCCCCCAGGGAACCCACUGUCUCAGCCCCUCCCUCCCUCACCCCUAGUGAACCCACUGUCUCAGCCCCUCCCUCCCUCACCCCCAGUGAACCCACUGUCUCAGCCCCUCCCUCACCCCCAGUGAACCCACUGUCUCAGCCCCUCCCUCCCUCACCCCCAGUGAACCCACUGUCUCAGCCCUAUCCUCACCCCCAGUGAACCCACUGUCUCAGCCCUAUCCUCCCUCCCUCACCCCCAGUGAACCCACUGUCUCAGCCCCUCAGACUCCCACCAGCUGUAUCACAGCAUGUUAGUUAACUCUGGGGGUGAUUAGUUGAAGCCAUAGCAACAGAGAAGCUCUGAAACUACGGUUGCGUGCCAAAUGGUUCCCUAUAUAGUAAUCCACUACUGACUAGAACCCUAUGGGCCCUAAUCCAUUUAUAGUGCACGCCCCAAGAACUCUAUGGGCCCUGGAACAAAAAAAAUAUUGUACAAUGUAGGGAAUAGGGUGCCAUAGGAGAUGAGCACUCAUCCUCUAGUGUAACAGACUUGAUGAUGUAUUUUUAAUAUAACCUACUCAGUGGCCUGUCAUCAUCCUUGUUACUGAGAGAGAGAGAGAGAGAGAGAUCUCAGGAUUACCUCGGUAGGAGCUCUGAUCUAGGAUCAGUUUUGGCAUAUAGAUAAAACAAUAAUAAGAUUAGAAAUGGACAGAUUCUAGAUCAGCACUCCUACUCUCAGAUGCGUUGUGGAUAUGGGCCCAGGGAGCGAGAGGAUUAGAUUGGGUGGCAACUAUUUUUGUUUUGUUUUGGGCAGCCUGGUUUCAGAAGGUGAGCUGCUACUAAUGUUAACCCUGAAAGCUUGGAUUACUCCCUCUGCCUCCCACAGAGUAGCGAGGGCGAGCGUAGAGCGGAACGAUGGAGAGGGUGAGAUAGUAGGGGAAAGGGCAGUUGGAAGAGAGAGAGAGAGAGAGACAGAGACAGAGACAGAGAGAGUGUAGGAAGGAAGGGAGGGAGGGAGGGAGAGCAAAACUAGAGUAUCUCUUCACUUUCACUACUUUCUUCAUCUGUUCCUUCAGCACAUACCAUCAGUAGCCUGUAUUUAUCUCUUGUAACGCAAGGUCUAUUAGCGCCGCCUCAGGAUUGGCUGUAGCCCAUUGUAGUUUGGAUUUGAUUUGUCACUGGUCUCUGUGUGUUAGACACAGUCAUUUUGGCAGUGGGCCAUACUACACUUCACUCUGGGAAUUCUAAUAUGGUGGCAGGCAGCCUUGUCUCAAGCACUUUGUUUUCAGUACCUCAAGCCUAUAUGUACAGGGAGAAUCAGACCAAUGUAAUAAAUUCAAAACAUCA
Oncorhynchus nerka (sockeye salmon) is the source of this 5165-nucleotide messenger RNA. It is a transcript of the gene myclb, whose product is annotated as MYCL proto-oncogene, bHLH transcription factor b. Lineage: Eukaryota; Metazoa; Chordata; Actinopteri; Salmoniformes; Salmonidae. The record is from RefSeq and is a predicted model, not a curated record. Gene Ontology annotation, biological process: regulation of transcription by RNA polymerase II. Bases 535 to 1959 code for a protein of 474 amino acids. The transcript is spliced from 3 exons. Gene Ontology annotation, molecular function: DNA-binding transcription factor activity, RNA polymerase II-specific; RNA polymerase II cis-regulatory region sequence-specific DNA binding; protein dimerization activity.